AUGCCCGAAGUGACUGGCAUAGAGACGAUCGGUGUCUCACCACCACCUAGAACAAUGAUGGUGGUUAAAGAUAGCCAUGAUCUUCAAAUGUGUCUUUGGUUGGCUGGCUCGCGUUAUCCGAUUGUAUCGUACCGUCCUGUAUUUCAUGAAGCAUGGGAUAGAGAUUUACCUUGCCAAAAUCCAGAGGAGGGAAAUGAAAAUUACCCGUGCAGCGAACGGUUCGCUUAUAAGUCAGUAACAUACACGGGAGAGGUGAUCCACGAAUUUUAA
Plasmopara halstedii is the source of this 270-nucleotide messenger RNA. RefSeq lists its product as uncharacterized. The transcript has 3 exons. Bases 1 to 270 code for a protein of 89 amino acids. NCBI's taxonomy places the organism in Eukaryota, Oomycota, Peronosporomycetes, Peronosporales, Peronosporaceae. The record is from RefSeq and is a predicted model, not a curated record.